AUGUUCAUAUCAGAGAAAAAUUCAGCACCAUUGCCAAAAAAUCAACAACGUGCUGAUGCUAAACCAAAUACGUGGGAAAUGCAAGCUUUAAACAGUCACAAUGCGUUUCGAGCUCAUCACGGUGUCCCACCGCUGGUACUCAAAGAUGAGAUCACUCGUAAAGCCCAGGCUUACGCAGAGUAUAUGGCAGAAAAUAAUCUAUUCGAACACAGUUCAAAUCGUGAUAAUCUCGGUGAAAACUUGUAUACAAUGAGUAGCUCGGAACCAUUGACAAAUGAAUCUCUUGGAACGGAUGCUACUCAAUCUUGGUAUGAUGAAAUCAAAAGCUAUGAUUUCAAUAAUCCAGGUUUUUCGAUGGAAACUGGUCAUUUCACUCAGGUCAUCUGGAAGAAUACGAGCAGUUUUGGUGUAGGAGUGGCUUUUGCCGAUAAUGGUAGACGAGUAGUCGUUGUUGCCCAGUACGGACCAGCCGGUAAUGUCAUGGGGCAGUUCCCAGAAAAUGUUCCACCUCCUCAAUAA
Messenger RNA from Rotaria sp. Silwood2, 519 nucleotides. Lineage: Eukaryota; Metazoa; Rotifera; Eurotatoria; Philodinida; Philodinidae. The record is from the annotation of a GenBank genome assembly.